UCAUUUCUGAAGUGUAUACUUUUUUCUCUAAACUCUUAAAAGCUUUUAUAGUCAACAGCAACAACAGUAGCAUAGUUUGUAAAUGGUCCCCAUGAGUAAAUAUGGCCUUUUUAAUAAUACAGCACAAUUGUGUAAUUCAUAACUAAAAUUAUUUCGCAGACCCCCUGGCUAAGAUUCACGGACCCCAUUUUGAGAACCCCUGACAUUAGUCCAAUAAUGAGGAUAAAAAUAGUGUUCCUGGGGAUGUACCUUCCAGCAAAGUUCACCUUAAACCCUAAUCAAACACCUGAACCUGCUAAUCCCAAAAAUGAGAAGCAGGUGUAGGAGGGUAGAUCUCCAGAAACAGGGCUGGUAACCACUGUUUUAGUCCAACCUAGUAUGAACAUUAUAUAGGUUAAAGGUAAUGUAUGAUUAGCAGCUAAUAGAGUCCAUACGGUUUAUAGUAUUACACAACUUUAGUUAUGUGUUUACUCAGUCUCAGCAGAGACCUUUGACCCUGCUGUCUAUUGGCAGCCCCUCUUUGCACAAUACAGACAUUGUAUUCUCACAGGUGUCUUAGUGAACAAGGUGUUGGAGACCACCGUCACAGCCAUGGUAUUUGAGGAGGGUAGUGUGUUUCUGGACUUUGUUCAGGUGCUCACCAGUAACCUGCUGUGCGCAUGCGCACUGGCAGCAGUCGCGCUGAUGAUUGUGUGGUUCAUCAGAGACUCUACUCGCAUCCACAACAUCCAUGAGAAGCACGUGUUGGUGACAGGGUGCGAUAGCGGUUUCGGAAACCUUGCAGCGCGGCAGCUCGAUCAGCGGGGCUUUCGCGUCAUCGCCGCGUGUCUAACGGAAUCUGGCGCCUCCCGGUUGCGGGCUGCCGCCUCCCCCACACUGAGGACGCUUCUGCUCAAUGUUACCGACAGCGCGAGCAUCGAGAGCGCGCUGGAGCGCGUGCGCAUCGAGACCGGAGAGAGAGGUCUAUGGGGCUUGGUGAACAAUGCUGGUAUCUCAAUCCCCAUCGGUCCCACAGAAUGGAUGGAGCUGGAGGACUUUAAGAAAGUUCUUGAUGUAAAUCUGAUGGGCGUCAUUGAGGUGACCCUGAAGUUUCUUCCUCUCCUGAAGAAAGCUCGAGGCAGGGUGGUGAAUGUUGCCAGCAUACUGGGCAGACUCUCUCUCAUCGGAGGAGGAUAUUGUCUUUCUAAAUGGGGCGUGGAGGCAUUUUCUGAUAGCUUGAGGAGGAAUAUGUGUCACUUUGGCAUCAGGGUAAGUAUCAUUGAACCAGGUUUCUUUAAAACGCAAGUAACAGAUCUUGGUCUGAUUCAAGAGGAUCUAAAGAAACGCUGGAACGGUCUUCCUGCCGAGGUCAGGAGAUCCUACGGAGACUCAUACCUGCAGGAAUAUAUGAAGUUGCAGGCGUUCUCUAUGGGUAUUUAAGGCAGUAGUGACAUUUCCAAAGUGACAUCAUGUAUGGUGCACGCUCUGUCGGCUCGUAAUCCUAGGACGCGAUAUGCAGCUGGUUGGGACGCUAAGCUUUUUUGGAUUCCUCUUUCAUACAUGCCUACCCGUGUAGCAGACU
Messenger RNA from Paramisgurnus dabryanus, 1561 nucleotides. RefSeq names its product retinol dehydrogenase 1 (gene rdh1). Gene Ontology annotation, biological process: steroid metabolic process. Gene Ontology annotation, cellular component: intracellular membrane-bounded organelle. Lineage: Eukaryota; Metazoa; Chordata; Actinopteri; Cypriniformes; Cobitidae. Gene Ontology annotation, molecular function: oxidoreductase activity. The record is from RefSeq and is a predicted model, not a curated record.